GAAGUCUUUCCAGUGAUGCUGGAUCCACUGUCCAACCACACAUCAUUGCCACCUGCCACCUUCUUCCUCAUGGGUGUCCCAGGCCUUGAGGAAGCCCACCUCUUGCUGGCAGCCCUACUCAGUACAAUGUAUACUAUGAUUCUUAUGGGAAACAGCCUCAUCAUGACAAUGAUCUGGAUAGACUCUGCGCUUCAUGAGCCCAUGUAUUAUUUCCUAUGUGUCCUGGCUGGUGUGGACAUCAUUAUGGCAACAUCUGUGGCCCCAAAGAUGCUGAGUGUCUUCUGGUCAGGCAAUGGCAACAUCGGCUUCACUGCCUGCUUCACCCAGAUGUACACUGUCCAUACAGCCACAGCCAUGGAAUCGGGACUACUGUUAGCCAUGGCUUUUGAUCGCUAUGUGGCCAUUUGCAAACCCCUCCAUUAUAAUACCAUUCUCACACCACAGAAAAUUCUGGCCAUUAAUGCAGCCAUUGUGUUGAGAGCCACCGUUGCUUUAAUACCUCUGAGCUGGAUGGUGAGUCAUCUUCCCUACUGUGGCUCCCACAUGGUCCCCCAUUCCUACUGUGAGCACAUGGCUGUGGCCAAACUAGCAUGUGCUGACUACAUGCCCAGUAGCCUCUAUAGCUUAAUUGGCUCCUCCAUUGUUGUAGGUAUUGAUGUGACCUUCAUCACUACCUCUUAUAUUCUGAUCCUUCAAGCUGUAUUUAAUCUUUCUUCCCAGAAUGCUAGACACAAAGCACUUAGUACCUGUGGCUCCCAUGUGGGGGUCAUGGCCCUCUAUUAUUUGCCUGGUUUAAUUUCUGUCUAUGUGGACUGGGUGGGGAAGGAUAUGGUACCUAUGCAUACCCAGGUGCUAUUAGCUGACUUAUACCUAGUUAUCCCACCCACCUUGAACCCUCUCAUCUAUGGCCUGAGAACUAAGAGGAUCUGGGAGCGUGUUGUUGGAGUUGUUAAAAAUGUUCCAAGGUCUCUGACUUGCCAUUGUGGGUACCUGAAAUUCUAA
Messenger RNA from Trichosurus vulpecula (common brushtail), 1002 nucleotides. Its product is annotated as olfactory receptor 52I1-like. Gene Ontology annotation, biological process: G protein-coupled receptor signaling pathway. The transcript is spliced from 2 exons. Gene Ontology annotation, cellular component: membrane. Gene Ontology annotation, molecular function: olfactory receptor activity; G protein-coupled receptor activity. The record is from RefSeq and is a predicted model, not a curated record. Bases 16 to 1002 code for a protein of 328 amino acids. Lineage: Eukaryota; Metazoa; Chordata; Mammalia; Diprotodontia; Phalangeridae.